AUGCCCCUGGAGGGUCACAAGAUGCGUGAGUCUUUGGACAAGGCCAACAAAGAGAUGGAGCAAGCACAACGCGCCGCUCUCCAUGACAUCGGUGACGCAGGCAAUCGCGUGGAACGAGAGCAGCGGCAUCUUGCGGGUGGCAAGCGCGCUGUGCAGGCUGCUGAGCGCGACUGCGCACAGUCAGUAGAAAUGCGUGGCAUCCUCACCACCGACAUCAUGUUCUACCACGACCACUUUGUUGCGCAGAUGCUCGCGUACGACCGCUGCACAGCUUGCAACACAGACGCCCGCAAGACAGGGCGACGGCGAGAGUGCUUCCGUGCUGGCGGCUAUGCCCGCACGAACAAGGCCCGGCAGCUGCUUGUGAACUUGAGCUCUUUCAGCAGCCUGGACCCGGAGACCAAAGCUUGUCCACGCUUUGCCCUUCGCGGGCCAGGAAGGCACUGA
Symbiodinium natans is the source of this 447-nucleotide messenger RNA. The record is from the annotation of a GenBank genome assembly. NCBI's taxonomy places the organism in Eukaryota, Dinophyceae, Suessiales, Symbiodiniaceae.